Messenger RNA from Brassica napus (rape), 1047 nucleotides. RefSeq lists its product as uncharacterized. The record is from RefSeq and is a predicted model, not a curated record. The transcript has a single exon. The coding region runs from base 1 to 1047 and encodes 348 amino acids. NCBI's taxonomy places the organism in Eukaryota, Viridiplantae, Streptophyta, Magnoliopsida, Brassicales, Brassicaceae.
AUGAACUGCAAAGUUCUCGGCGCAAGGCUAGCCGCAAAACUCCUCGCUGGCGACCUCUUCAAGGUCACUAGCAUAAAAGACCUCAUCCUAGAUUCUGACCGCCCUCCCAGGACUGAUAAAGAGUCUCCCGAGAGGGACGCACGCGCAGACCAGUCUGGCGAGAAACGCGGAAGAAGGCAGGAUCACCAUGGAGACAAUAGUACCCACCGGAGGAUAAACAUGAUCAUCGGAGAAUCGCAAUUCUACCGCGACUCUGUUUCAUCCAUCAAGGCCUACAGAAGAAGGGCGGAAACAAGUUCUAACCUGACGGCUCAGUCCCCAACCGACAACGCUCCAAACGAUACGAUUGUUUUCGAGGAGGAGGAAACCGUCGGACUCGAUAAACCUCACUGCGACUCACUAGUCAUCGACUUGGUGAUUCGAGACCUCAAAGUGGGAAGAAUCCUCAUCGACACAGGCAGCACGGUCAACGUCAUUUUCCGCGACACUCUCCGGAGAAUAAACAUCGAACUCGGGGAAGUCGUCCCGGAACCAAAACCCCUGACCGGUUUUUUGGGCACAACAUCAAUGACCCUCGGAUCGAUCAAACUUCCGGUCAUGGCAAGGGAAGUCACGAAAAUUGUUGACUUCACCGUAGUCGAUAACUCGGCCAUCUAUUAUGUUAUCAUGGGAACCCCAUGGAUCAACUCAAUGAACGCGGUACCGUCGACUUACCACCUUAGCAUCAAGUUCCCAACACCAAACCGAACAGCAAUAAUCUGGGGAUGCCAGAAACAAUCUAGGCUCUGCUUUUUGGCCGAGCAUAAGCUACAACAAACUCGGAACACCCCUGCGAUUAACCCGAAGAGAGUCAAGAAAACUCAGAGUACUCCCAAAGGUUCUACAAAGAGCGAUUCGGAAUUACUCACCCAGGCAACGGCUCCGGACAGCGACGCGAUCCCGGAGUCCAUCGCCGUACUAGCGGAAAACCCGACUCACGAAACGGCCGCCGAUUUAACUAAAGCCUCAACGGCCGAAGUAACAGAAACGACCCUAUCCAACGAGUAG